AUGGCGAAUCGCCUUCACAAGCUCACGGAGAGGUUCAAGACGGCCCUGGUCAUUGGCUUGGGCGAGUUCUGCGGUACCUUCAUGUUCCUGCUGCUCUCCUUCAUGGGGGCUCAGGCGGCCCUUGACAACGCGGAUGGCGGGAAGCUGGAUGCGUCGACGUUGCUGUACAUUGCAUCGUCGUUUGGGACGGCGCUGGCGGUCAAUGUGUGGGUGUUUUAUCGAGUUACGGGGGGAAUGUUUAAUCCUGCGGUCACUCUAGGACUCGUCCUGGUCGGGGCAGUGAAGCCACUCCGGGCCCUCAUCAUCCUGCCAAUGCAAAUCGCCGCCGGCAUCGCGGCCGCAGCGACCGUAUCAGGCCUGCUACCCGGCCCCCUCGGCGUGACCAACAGCCUGGGCAGCGGCACGAGUAUCGUGCAAGGCCUCUUCAUCGAGAUGUUCCUGACGGCACAGCUGGUGCUGACGGUGUACUUCCUCGCCGUGGAGAAGCACCGCGCCACAUUCCUUGCUCCCGUGGGCAUCGGCGUUUCCGUCUUCAUUGCGCACAUGGCCGGCACAAACUUCACCGGCACGGGCAUCAACCCGGUGCGGUCACUCGGCCCGGCGGUUGUGACGGGCAACUUCAAUGGAUAUCACUGGAUAUACUGGCUGGGGCCGUGCUUGGGAGCGUUGCUCUCAUUCACCGUCUAUAGCUUGCUCAAGGGCCUGGAGUAUCAGAUUGCCAACCCGGGUCAAGAUGCGGGUGACCCGGAGACGGCCAACGAGGAGGCGAUUGCGGCGGCGGAGAUGGGACAGGAGGGCCUGGCCAUGGUCCGGAGCAGGAGCAGGAGCAUGAGCGUGCCGAAUGACAUGGUGUUCAAGAAGGAGAGAGAGGCGGCCAUGAGGAGGGCUUCGGUGCCAGAGGAGAGCCCUGUGAGUGCGGCUGAUGUCGUUUGA
Trichoderma breve is the source of this 933-nucleotide messenger RNA. Its product is annotated as major intrinsic protein domain-containing protein. Gene Ontology annotation, biological process: transmembrane transport. The record is from RefSeq and is a predicted model, not a curated record. Gene Ontology annotation, cellular component: plasma membrane. The transcript is spliced from 2 exons. Gene Ontology annotation, molecular function: water channel activity. Bases 1 to 933 code for a protein of 310 amino acids. Lineage: Eukaryota; Fungi; Ascomycota; Sordariomycetes; Hypocreales; Hypocreaceae.